Messenger RNA from Rana temporaria (common frog), 1613 nucleotides. RefSeq names its product trefoil factor 1-like. The transcript has 3 exons. NCBI's taxonomy places the organism in Eukaryota, Metazoa, Chordata, Amphibia, Anura, Ranidae. The record is from RefSeq and is a predicted model, not a curated record. Gene Ontology annotation, biological process: maintenance of gastrointestinal epithelium. The coding region runs from base 74 to 298 and encodes 74 amino acids.
AUGACCCCUGGGGAGCGCAGGCCCUUCGCUGCCGGUCAGAAUUCUUCAUCUAGGCCUGCAGGAGAACGUCAGAAUGGACCGCAGGAUUUGCUGGAUCUUGGCCGCUGUGCUGCUGUUGGGGGUCACCUGCUCAGCCCAGAAUCAACCUGAUUGUACUGUCGAUCCAAAAGCUCGGCUAAACUGUGGAUAUCCCGGGAUCUCCUCAGCUAUCUGCCAGUCCAAAGGCUGCUGCUUUGACUCCAGCCUUGCGGGGGUAAUCUGGUGCUUCGAACCUGCCGUGCAAGAAUGCGUCCUUUAAUCCUGAACAAUUCGCUGAAGGAAAUCUGCCACCUGUAUGUCCGCACCUUUUAUCAUCUUCAUACUUUUUCAGCUUUUUUCAACCUUCUUGCCACAAAGAAAAUUAAUGUUCAGGUCUCUGGAAACCACUGCUAAAACCAAUUCAUAAUGAUAGUAGAAAGAAUGUCCCUUAGUACGUAAGAAGAAUGCUCCCCCUACAGUGCUGAAGAGCAUCAACUUAAAGCGGGGGUUCCGCGGUCCGGACGUUUUAUUUAUUUUUGGUUCAUUAAACUCUUUUAAUCUUCAAAAGAUAGUACUCACAUAUUUAAGUUCUCUACUGCCCCGCAUUCUCCGCCUACAUCAAAUGUGUAUUCAUAAAAUGUUAUGCUGCCCGUUUCCAUUUUGCUUGUGGGCAGCGUGAAGCCCACAAACAAAUGCUUCCGGGAAGCGGGCGCAUUAGCUGUGUUGACGGCGAGCAGCGCCGUCAACACUUCUUCGUUGCCAUCACAACGGCCGACGUAAUAAAAAGUUCACGCCCCGUUGUGACGACAGGCACCUCUUAUUAGCAUCUGAAUCGUCUCCUGGGCUGUGCUCCCAGGAGACAUUGCAAACUCGCCCCAGGAAUCACUGGGGCGAUCGCAGCUAAAGCGACACGCCCACCCCCGCGGGAGCUCAACCAGGAAGUGCCUGGUUCAGAAACGACAAAACAAGGUAUGGAAUUGAUUUAAAAAUGUUAUGACAGCGAAUUUGAAAUAUAGACACUGAUCCCCUGUGAUUAACGUUGACUUUAAAUUAGGGUGAACCUCCGCUUUAACAGACAGCUAAAGAGAUCACUGAUGUCAUACAGCUGGCUCUGCCAAGUGGUGUUGGUCCCAGAACUAUGCAGGGACCAUCAAAUGGGAGGCCAGAUGGCCGCAGCUCAAGGAACCCUUUCGCAACCUUGUAGGAUUUUCAGGAGGGAUGGACAGCCGCACUCCAAAGGAACUUCAAAAGUUGUCUUUAUUUGUAAAAUCAAUGGAAAUUCAUCACAGAAUACAGUCAGAAAGGGGACAGCCGACGCGUUUCACAGUAAUCAGUGCUUAGUCAUGGCUUAGUCACCUUGGUUGAGAAUGACUGGAGUUUAAUCUUCAACUAUGUGUCAUAGUAGGUGUAGAAUGGGGGACAGAAAAAGACCACCCUUAACAUUGUGAUGGAUCUUUUUCAAAUGAAUUUCCUAUUAGUGAUCUUUGGUAAAAUUGUAGACUUUGGCAGUCUUUUCUACUUCAGAUCCCAAAAUGUCCUGGUUGAAAGUUUACCCAUAGAGAAAUGUUUACAAGAUUAAAGCCAAUUUCAGUCAA